This is a messenger RNA of Phytophthora nicotianae INRA-310, 222 nucleotides long. RefSeq lists its product as hypothetical. NCBI's taxonomy places the organism in Eukaryota, Oomycota, Peronosporomycetes, Peronosporales, Peronosporaceae. Bases 1 to 222 code for a protein of 73 amino acids. The record is from RefSeq and is a predicted model, not a curated record. The transcript is spliced from 2 exons.
AUGACGUCGUACGCAGCCCCGAUGACUUUGGUAUUUGACUCGUACGCAGCUCUGAUAACCCUGAUAUCGCGUCAGAUUCAAGGUCUUCACGCCGCUGCCGGAGGAGUCGAAAUCGAGAUCGAGGCACGGAUUGAUAUGUAUCAACGGCAAGGUCGGACUCUUAAGCGGAAAUGGCUGUUUGAUAGCUUAUCCACUCCGAGCUUUGAGAACGAUGGAUCCUGA